Molecule: messenger RNA, 1306 nt
Organism: Exaiptasia diaphana
Lineage: Eukaryota; Metazoa; Cnidaria; Anthozoa; Actiniaria; Aiptasiidae
Product: protein PRY2
Exons: 8
Coding region: 36-1058 (340 amino acids)
Source: RefSeq, a predicted model, not a curated record
UUAACACUCGAGCAGUGAAACACCUCCUUCAAAGCAUGAAUAUGUUUGCAAAACUUUUAGCAGUUUGCGCAGUUUUUCUUGUCCUGCUGGAUGACGCAUCUGGAAGCCCAGUUUACCAGCUCCUUGAUUUAGAUGAUGAGAUCUUACAUGAUGACAAGGAAUGUAAAGAUCUACGAGACGACUGCAGUAAUAUACCAGCAAAAGGAGAAGAGCUGAUAAAAUACUGUGAAGUAUGGAAAGAUGACAAAGCAGUUCAAGAAUGCCCGAUGACUUGUGGAAAAUGUAAAGCACCGUUUCCACCUCUUGAUUGCAAGGACGAGCGAGAUGAUUGUAGUUGGAUAACUGAUAACAACCCUGAUGCUGAUGAAUUGGCCAGGUAUUGCAUAGAAUACAGAGACGACAAUGCAGUCAAACAGUGUAAAAAGACUUGUGGAUUGUGUGGAAAGGCUCCAUCACCAACAAAUCUUCCGCCGACCAAGAAACCACAACCAGUGAAGACACCAAAACCUCAGCCAAAGGAAACUCCUAACCCCAAACCUACAAACUCCCCAGUAACUGGGCAAAUCACUGGAUUCCAAAAGGAGUGUCUUGUGGCUCACAACAAAUUACGUGCACUGCACUUGAGUACCCCUCCACUGCGAUGGUCCGCUGAACUCACCUUGGAAGCGCAAAGAUGGGCAAACAAACUUGCCGAUGAAAACUCUUUCAAUCACGACAAAACACUGAAAGACAAAGGUCAAGGAGAAAACUUAGCUUGGUUUUCCCCAGCAAACCGUAUGUGUAAUGGUCCAUCAGACGUUCACUGUGUACAUUGUGGAGAAUUUGUACAGGACUGGUAUAAUGAGAUAGAUGACUACAAUUACGCCACAGCAACAGGUAAAGAACCCUGGUCUGUCUACUUACACUUUACACAGGUCGUGUGGAAAGGUACAACUGAAGUUGGAAUGGCUACCGCUACAAAACACGACCGUGUUGUUGCUGUGGCAAGAUACAGGCAGGCUGGCAACCAAGGCUCAACAGAAGUAUUCAAAGAAAAUGUACAACCACUACACCCUUAACCAAGCAGUGAUGCCAUUCCAACCAAGAACUAYAUCAUAAAAGGGACUUGGCAUUCCAUGUCCACGUAAUUAUUUUGGUGGUUUUCAUUAGCCUUCGAGCCAAACUUCAUAGCUCUUAAUAUUACGCUUUAUUACACAUUAUUAAGCUUUGGUUACUUACACUUUUUUUGCGAGUGUUGACUUAUACACACUCUAGAUAGGUUACGCAUUAUUCAAGGGUUAUUUAAUAAACUACGUCUUUGCGGCUA